This is a messenger RNA of Acanthochromis polyacanthus (spiny chromis), 2044 nucleotides long. RefSeq names its product protein FAM124A. The coding region runs from base 153 to 1814 and encodes 553 amino acids. The record is from RefSeq and is a predicted model, not a curated record. The transcript has 4 exons. Lineage: Eukaryota; Metazoa; Chordata; Actinopteri; Pomacentridae.
UGACGCAGACCCGCAGUCAGUCAGAGAGUCUCCUGUUGCUGCAGACCCAUUCACAUUCACAGCGUCUCACCGUGUUUCUGAGGAGCUUUUCUGCUGGUUUCACUGGAACUCUGGGACGAUGCCGCUGAGAGAAGCUCUCCAGAAGCUCUGAGAUGGAAAAGACCUCAGUAGAAGAUGACUGCGUGGAUUCAGGAGCCGAGACUGGAGGGUCUGAUUACAGUCCCCUGUCCUCAACCAGCAGUGGAGGUGAGUUAUCCAUGGGUGAGCUCCAGGAUCCAUUCCUCGUCAGCGUCCACCUCAUCGCCGACCCCGGCCAGGGGAAGUUCCUCCAGCAAGCUGCUGAUGCCGUGCUGUCCUGGGUUCAUCCUGAGCUGCAGCUCUUCAGAGUCUCUGAGAGAGCUUCAGUCUCCCAGCGGUCCAGGUCCAAACGGCAGCAGAACGGCGGACCUGCGGGAUGCCAGCCGGCUCUGGCCGUCAUCCUGUUCCUGCAGGAGGCGUACGGCGGCGAGGAGCACAUCCUGAUGCUCCACCGAGCUCUGCAGAGGCCUCCUUGGCGCUACCACCACACCGAGAAGGUCAGCAACGGCCGGCGGAUGCUGCCUCUGACGCCGUGCAGUCAGGACUUCUUCACUCUGUCUCCUGGAACGCCGCUCUGGGCUGUUCGGCAGGUCCACUACGGAAAAGAAAUUGUGCGAUUUACAGUUUAUUGCAGCCACGAAAACUACAGUGACAUGGUGCGACUUUACAAGCUGCUGCUGCAACGCAGGGUGGCCCAGAAGAAGGAGGACUUCUGCUUCUUUGUGGUUUAUUCCAACCCUGACAUGGAGAUCCAGCUGUCGUUCAAAAGGCUCCCUCGGGGUCAGGGUCCUGUGGUGCUGGAGUCGGCGGUGAUGGAGGUGAGGGUUCGAGACGUUGGAGUCCUGGUUCCUCUGCUGCCUCACCCCUGCAGCCCCAUCAGCGAAGUCCGCUGGCAGACCGAGGACUACGACGGAAACAAGAUCCUGCUGCAGGUCCAAGCUGCACACUUCAGACACAGACAGGAUCAUCUCUCCUCCACCAUCCCUGAUCCGUCCUCGGCUCCGUCCACCUUCAGCCGCAGCGGCGCCUCCUACAGGAACCACCGGUACCACCACCGGUCCCGUCCCCGAGCCCACCAGUCCUCCCAGGGCUCCCUGCCUCUGGCCGGAGAUGAUCCAGAAGACCAGUGGUCUGAGCGGCACCAUGCUGAUGGCUGGAGGUCCCAGUGGAGGGGCCAUCGGUCCGGAUCCCUGUUCUCCCUCCCCAACCUGGGCUCAGCCAGCUCCAGGUCCACCUGCUCCUCUCCUGGACCCUCCCCAAGCCCCCAUUACCGGAGCCACUCCCUCCACCGGAGCUCCUCCCUCGUCCCGCCGUUCCGCCUCAACGUGGACGCUCUGGUCGGGGCCGAGGAGACGGACGUGGACACCGGGGACCAAGUAAACCUGGGAGGGAGCGUGGACCUCACCGUGGUGUCGGCCUACACCAAGUCCAACCCUCCACAGACUGCUCGGCCUCUAUCGGCCCCUCCAGAGGACCUCAGAUCCUCCCUCUCUCCUGUCCUCCAGGAGAACAUCUACCAGUCCUCCACUCUGGGCCGGACUCCCAACGGCUUCUCCCUCAGAACCACUCCGUCCACCCUGAGGGGGUCCAGACCCCAAAGCAGCUCAACAACGCGGUCCUCCUCCAGCAACGUCUCCAUGAACCAGUCAGACAGCUGCAGCAUCAUCAGUGGACCAGGAGAUGAAGACAAGACAGCAGAAGAAGAAGAAGAUGAAGAAGAAGAAUUCUACAUUUAGUCUACUGUUAAAGAACUUAUUCUGACUUCAGGACUAAACGCAGCUCCACUCUGCCCCCUGCUGUCUGAUAGGACAACUACAGGAACAGCUGGAGUUUAUCAGACAUUCAUGAGUCUUUGUUUUCCUGCCUGUAGAUAAAAGUUCUGUAAAUGUGCAUAUGAACAUGUAAUGGACCAAUCACAUACCUGUACAGAAACACUAUCCAAUAAAAGAAAAUCAUUUCCCUUUCA